GCUCAGCCUUGGAACGAAGAGGACGACAACCCAUGGGAGGAUGUCUCAGUGGGCGAUUCAAAGGCACACCCUAGGAUCGAUCAGGGCACAAGCACGACUACGGCAUCGCCGUGCACGGCACUGGCCGCUUCUGAGGAGGAUUGGCAGGAGCUGAACUCCAGCAGCAUCACUCUCCUCUGUCCAUCUCAAGCUACUGCGAACCAGUCGCUUGGAGACGCGAGUGCCUGCACGGCAACUGUGCCGAGCGAUGCUGGGACACUGGUCGAUGCGAGUCCAUCGCCGUGCCAGGACCAGGGCACCAGCAUGACUCCCAUUCUGGCAGAGAGGGCGGUCGCGAGCCCUUUGAGCAUGCCGCCUCCAAGCACCAGCAGUGCUGCUGUGCAAGCCACCGACUUCGUUGGCGAAUCUGAAUUUCUGCAUCAGAUCCCCAAGGAGCCUGUAGCAGAAGAUCUUGUCACGAAAGACAGUCAAGCGCAGACGGAACCAGUAGGUCCGAGGAAGCUUUCCAAGUCCCGAGACCAAGAGCCACCCCGACUUCACCGAACGCAGAAGGGGAUGCCAGAUCCGAGUAAGAGGCAAUCAAGUCGCUGGGCAAUGAAGGAUAACGGGCUGCCGACUGUUCUGAAGGAUUUGGCCCAAACAGUUUCGGCACGGCGUCACUCCAAGGAGACGGUUGGCCAGAGGGAGGGCCAGGGCCCCCGCAAGGAAAGUCCCCACAAGGAGGGUGCCCAAAGCCGGCACCAGAAUCCACGGCCUCAGGGCCAGGGCCCUUCGGGCCCUUCUCGAGUAGCAUCGGCGGACGCAAAGGACCGUCCGCUGUCAAUCUUCGCAAAGCGACAAGCAGGCCAAUCCCCGAAGGAAGAGGAGCCGGCGAAGCCGAAAUCGGCAACCCCGUCUCGAGAGGAGCGGUCGCCAGACCGGCAGCAAGAUCGCCAACGGCAGGACCAUGCUUCUUCGGCUCCAGCACAACGCGGGAGACAGUCAAAUUCACCGAAGACGUCAUCCGCCCGACGGAGUCGAAGCGAUGCAGAUCCAAACCGCGACAAGGUCGACUUGUUCCAGAUACCCGAGCAGCUGCGAGAGGCUCGCCGUCGCACAUCUGAGCUCGAGGCGCAGUUGGCAGAGCUGCGGCAGCGCUUGCAGCAACAGGAACAUCGUGUGCUGGCAGCUGCCCCAUUCUUCCCGCCGCAAAGAGCAGUGCUGACUCCACCUCCAGCUUUCUCGGCACGAGCGCCUGGCGACAGAGCAGUCUUCUGUUCAACGACGGCUCCGGUCUCUCCAUUGACAACUGACCGCGUUGCACCAGAGGCCAGAAAGUUUAUGUCUCUGCAGGUACCACCAGGUGACAGAGAUCACAGAGAGCGUGAGGACCCAGCUGGUGACAAGCUCGUUUCUCCGCUGGUCAGUGCACGCAGUCGAAGCCCGCAGCGACAGCCUUUGAUGGAGCCUUGGAUGGCCCGCUCACAAACUCCGCCAGCCAGGUCAGAUGUGCAAUUGACGUAUUAUCGCCAGGCCUAUUUCCCUUCAAGGGAGUCUGUGCCAGCACCUCCGAAUUCAGUCCGGAUGGUAUCACCCACGCCAGUGACACCUGUGCCAGUCCGUGGCAAUCCACCAGCGAUUGUCCAAAGGUACAUGGCGGCCAGCCCGACCAGAGUUGGUGUCUCAAGUCCAGUUCGAGUUGUUGGAGAGUGGCAGAGGCGAGUUCAGCCAACUACCACCUUCUGGUUUCAGCAGCCGUUUGUGGGCAGACAAACUGCGCCACCUUCGGGACAUCCAGGACCGGGUUCACUCAACGAGCCAGUGGGGCCACCUACAACAGGACAAGCUCCACUGGCCCAAGAUUCUUUGCCUGGCUCGAGUGACAGGCGCUCUAGCUUUCAUGCGGGCUGCUGA
Symbiodinium necroappetens is the source of this 1893-nucleotide messenger RNA. NCBI's taxonomy places the organism in Eukaryota, Dinophyceae, Suessiales, Symbiodiniaceae. The record is from the annotation of a GenBank genome assembly.